Pogona vitticeps (central bearded dragon) is the source of this 1051-nucleotide messenger RNA. It is a transcript of the gene RNF126, whose product is annotated as ring finger protein 126. Gene Ontology annotation, biological process: protein ubiquitination. NCBI's taxonomy places the organism in Eukaryota, Metazoa, Chordata, Lepidosauria, Squamata, Agamidae. The record is from RefSeq and is a predicted model, not a curated record. Gene Ontology annotation, cellular component: cytoplasm. Gene Ontology annotation, molecular function: ubiquitin protein ligase activity.
CGAGUCCAGACUCCCCCGGAGGGGCGGGGCGGAGUCCAGAGGAGGAGGAAGAGGAAGAGGAGGAAGAGGCAAGAUGGCGGAGGCCUCCCCGCAGCCCGGGCGUUAUUUCUGCCACUGCUGCUCGGCCGAGAUCGCGCCGCGUCUCCCGGAUUACAUCUGCCCCAGGUGCGAAUCUGGUUUCAUUGAAGAGCUGCCAGAAGAGCCGAGGAAUGUUGAAAACGGGUCCAGCUCCUCUGCCUCCACCAGCGACCAGAGCAGGCAUCCGUUCGAGAACGUGGAUCAGCACUUGUUCACCCUGCCGCAGGGCUACGGCCAGUUUGCCUUUGGGAUUAUCGACGACAGCUUCGAGUUCCCCUCUUUUGGGUCCAACACGGCAACGGAAGACAACCGGGAGGCCGAGAACCGGCGGUCAGAACGAGAGCACCAGUCCCGGCACAGAUACGGCGCUCGGCAGCCCCGAGCCCGUUUCACCACCCGACGGGCGGGUGGGCGGCACGAGGGUGUCCCCACUCUAGAAGGGAUCAUCCAGCAGCUGGUCAAUGGGAUCAUUGCACCGACCACGAUACCAAACCUGGGAGUGGGUCCAUGGGGGAUCUUGCAUUCGAAUCCCAUGGACUACGCCUGGGGGGCCAACGGCUUGGAUGCCAUUAUCACUCAGCUGCUGAACCAAUUUGAGAACACCGGGCCCCCUCCGGCCGACAAGGAGAAGAUCCAGGCCCUCCCCACCAUCCACAUCACGGAGGAACACGUGGAUUCUGGGCUGGAAUGCCCUGUCUGUAAGGAAGAUUAUGAGGCGGGCGAGAGUGUCCGGCAGCUGCCCUGCAACCACCUCUUCCACGAUGGAUGCAUCGUUCCCUGGUUAGAACAGCAUGACACGUGUCCCGUCUGUCGGAAGAGCUUAAGCGGCCAGAACACAGCCACAAACCCGCCUGGACUCUCGGCCAUGAAUUUCGCGUCGUCUUCAUCGUCCUCGUCCUCAUCCUCUUCCUCCUCCAGUUCCCCAAGUAACGAAAACUCUGCAAACAACUCAUGAACCGUUUAGAGAACCCAA